Triticum dicoccoides is the source of this 1216-nucleotide messenger RNA. RefSeq names its product probable glutathione S-transferase. The transcript has 2 exons. The record is from RefSeq and is a predicted model, not a curated record. The coding region runs from base 1 to 291 and encodes 96 amino acids. Gene Ontology annotation, cellular component: cytoplasm. Gene Ontology annotation, biological process: glutathione metabolic process. Gene Ontology annotation, molecular function: glutathione transferase activity. Lineage: Eukaryota; Viridiplantae; Streptophyta; Magnoliopsida; Poales; Poaceae.
AUGGCGGAUCCAGUGAAGCUCAUCGGAGGCUUCGGCAGCCCGUUCGUCCACCGGGCCGAGGUUGCCUUGCGUCUCAAAGGAGUGCCCUACGAGCUUAUCCUAGAGGACAUGACCAACAAGAGCGAGCUGUUGCUGAAGCACAAUCCCGUCCACAAGAAGGUCCCCGUGCUCCUCCAUGGCGACAAGGCUGUCUGCGAGUCUCUCCUCAAUGUCGAGUAUGUCGACGAGGCCUUCGACGGGCCACCCAUCAUACCCGCUUCUGGUCCAAAUUCUUUGUGGAAAAGUGCUUGAUGUCGCUGUGGCUAGCGCUGUGGACGGAGGGCGAGAAGUAGAAGGUCUUUAUUAUGGACGCAAAAGAGAACCUCGUGCUAGUGGAGGCACAACUCAAAGAGAAGAGGUUCUUUGGAGGCGCCACAAUUGGCCUUGCCGACAUCGCCGGUGCCAGCCUACUGUCUCGCUGGGCAAGCGUGAUGCAAGAGGUUGCCGGGGUGAGCGUGAUGACCAAUGAUGAGUAUCCUGCUAUCCACCGGUGGAUGGAGGACUACAACACCGACGAAGCUGUCAAAGAGUGCUUGCCGGACAGAAACCAUCUCAUCUCCUACUUCACCACGAUAAGGGGAAAGUGCGUCUCCGCGGCCAAGUCCAUGCUACCCAAUUAUCUAGCAAAGAAUUGUCUAAUCUGGUAGGUUUUGUCAUGCUUGUGGCUUGAAUCAACAUGAAGAUAAGUUAAAAAAUGAUAAGGGGGAGCUGCUGGCAAGUUAUUAAUCCAUGUCACUGUGCUUAGAGUUGAUUUGGUUGUAGUUUGUAGGGAGUCCCAAUUGCAAGUCCAACGUCGACUAGCAAACGGGCCAUAAUUGUAGUUGUCCUAGUUGCAAAUCAAUGUUCAACUCGCAACUAGGCCGCAGCUAUUUUUCUGUCCGCCUGGUUGCAACUUUAACCCCCAACUCGCCAACUUCGUCCCAGUUUGUUUUUGUUGUCCCAGUCGUAGCUCAACAAGGGGUGUGGGGUAAUGUUGUACAUGAUGUGUGUCUAAAAUGACACCUAGUUUGUCAAAAUGAAGAUAACAUGUUCUCUGAAUUUUCUUCACUAAACACAAGGUGGAGAGAGCCUUCAGUUAUAGAGGUUAUGAAACAGGUCCCUAUUAUGGUUUUGACACCGGGAGUUUUUCAGGGAGCUAGUUUUUAUGCAGUUACUUUUUAGCGUUUCCGUAACCUUU